AUGCCUCGUGACCGGCAGCCGAAGGUCCGCUCUGGGAACGAGUCUCGUCCCGCACCCGCCAUGGAGCCGGCGGGACACGGGGCCUGGGCCCACAGCCGUGCCGCGCUCGCCCGGCUGGAGAAGUUGCUACGCUGCUCGCGUUGCAGCAGUAUUCUGAGGGACCCUGUGUGCUUAGGAGGCUGUGAGCACAUCUUCUGUUGUGGUUGUGUAAGUGACUGCAUUGGAACUGAAUGUCCAGUGUGUUCUACCCCAGCCUGGAUACAAGAUGUGAAGAUAAAUAGACAGUUGGACAGCAUGAUCCAACUGUGUAGUAAGCUUCAACAUUUGCUGCAUGACAACGGCCCUUCAGAUUUGAAAGAAGAUACAUGUAGGACAAGCAUAUUCAAUGAUGCAGCAAACAAGAAGAAUUCAAUAAAAAUGUGGUUUAGUCCUCGAAGUAAGAAGGUCAGAUAUGUUGUGAGUAAAGUUUCGGUGGAAACCCAGCCUAAAAUGGUAAAGGAUGAAAAUGCUCUACAGGCUUCAAUGUAUGAAUUUGUUUCUACAAGUCCUCAAGUAGAUGUCUCUAAGAAGGCUAACAAGGCUUCUACAAAAUCUGGGAAAAAGAGAAAAAAGAAAACUUCAGCUGAAAUCAACCAAGAUUGGAAUUCAGAGGCAGAAAAAGAAGACGGUGAACCUGACUCCAAAGAGGCAUCGAAGGAAAAGCCGGUGUCCUUCAGGCAGCCAUCUGUUAUCUCUAGCUCUCAGCUAAACCAUGACAUUGAUUUACUAGGAAGUGACCCUCUAGCAGAAUCUGAGUGUUCUGAAAGCUUAAGUGCAAUGGCUUUACCACUGGCUGAGCAAAUAGUGUCUCCUGAAAUUGAGAGCAGGGAUGGAGUAGGGACUCCUGAGGAGAAUCCCUGUGAAAAUGAUCUUACAUCUCAGGAAUCUUUGCCUUUAGGUUGUGAUGGAAAACAUGGGCGUCACAACAGACUCUCCAGACCCAUUUCUAAGAACUGUCGAAACAGCAUUCAGAGCACCAAUCAAGGUCUUGUCAAGCAAACAGCCUUAGAAGACUCAUUGCUUGAUUGUCCCAUCCCACUUUCAAGCAGACGUAAAGUUGGUGACAUAUUAAGCAGGAAAAACAGUAACAUGUCUGAUGAAUCCAUUAGCCUUUCACCAGGUACGCCAACUUCUUCACUGAAUAGUCCAAGUUACAGACGAAUGAUGUCUAACCCCUCAGCAGUGAAGCUAGCAUCGUCCAGUAGCCGGGUGGCCGUGAAAAGAAACCAUAGAGGAGAGACUUUACUCCAUAUUGCCUCUAUUAAGGGUGAUAUACCCUCUGUUGAAUACCUCUUACAAAAUGGAAGCAACCCAAAUGUUAAAGACCAUGCCGGAUGGACACCAUUGCAUGAGGCCUGUAAUCAUGGGCACCUGAAGGUAGUGGAGUUACUGCUUCAGCACAAAGCCUUGGUGAACAGCACGGGGUAUCAGAAUGACUCACCACUUCAUGAUGCCGUCAAGAAUGGGCACCUGGACAUUGUCAAGCUCUUGCUUUCCUAUGGAGCCUCUCGGAAUGCAGUUAACAUAUUUGGUCGUCGGCCUGUGGAUUAUACAGACAGUGAAAAUAUGAAGUCACUAUUGCUGCUACCAGAGAAGAAUGAAUCAGCAUCAGCUAGCCAUUGCUCGGUUAUGAACUCUGGUCAGCGUAGAGGGGAUAGACCUCUUGUGCUUAUAGGCAGUGGCCUUUCCACAGAACAGCACAGCAUGCUCAGUGAGCUUGCAGCAGUUCUUAAGGCUAAAAAAUGUGCUGAGUUUGACAGUACAGUCACUCAUGUCAUUGUUCCUGGUGACACAGUUCAAAACACCCUGAAAUGUAUGCUUGGGAUUCUCAGUGGAUGCUGGAUACUAAGAUUUGACUGGGUGAAAGCAUGUCUACAAAGAAAACGGUGUGAAGAGGAAGAAAAGUAUGAAAUUCCUGACGGCCCUCAGAAAAGCAGGCUCAACAGAGAACAGCUGUUGCCUAAUCUGUUUGACGGGUGCUACUUCUUCUUUGGGGGACCAUUCAGGCACCAUCCAAAGGACAACCUAGUGAAGCUGGUGACUGCGGCUGGAGGGCAGCUCCUCCGGCGAAAGCCGAAGCCCGACAGUGAUGUGACUCAGACCAUCAAUACUGUUGCCUACCAUGCCAAGCCUGAUUCUGAUCAGCGCUUCUGCACACAGUAUAUCAUCUAUGAGGAUGUUUCCAGUUACCGCCCAGAGAGGGUUCGAAAGGGCAAAGUCUGGAUGGCUCCUUCCAGCUGGUUUAUAGACUGUGUGAUGGCCUUUGAGUUGCUUUCUCUUGACAACUGA
Messenger RNA from Chrysochloris asiatica (Cape golden mole), 2328 nucleotides. It is a transcript of the gene BARD1, whose product is annotated as BRCA1 associated RING domain 1. The record is from RefSeq and is a predicted model, not a curated record. The coding region runs from base 1 to 2328 and encodes 775 amino acids. The transcript has 11 exons. Lineage: Eukaryota; Metazoa; Chordata; Mammalia; Afrosoricida; Chrysochloridae. Gene Ontology annotation, molecular function: protein binding.